Onychostoma macrolepis is the source of this 1518-nucleotide messenger RNA. Its product is annotated as tumor necrosis factor receptor superfamily member 22-like. NCBI's taxonomy places the organism in Eukaryota, Metazoa, Chordata, Actinopteri, Cypriniformes, Cyprinidae. Gene Ontology annotation, molecular function: tumor necrosis factor binding; tumor necrosis factor receptor activity. The coding region runs from base 378 to 830 and encodes 150 amino acids. The record is from RefSeq and is a predicted model, not a curated record. Gene Ontology annotation, cellular component: mitochondrion; signaling receptor complex; membrane raft. Gene Ontology annotation, biological process: inflammatory response. The transcript has 4 exons.
UUCCAUUCGUUCUUUCAGUUUGAUUUAGGAGAGACUCUUCAUAGAUCCCGGAGGACAGAGGUAAAGUCACAUGCUCUUCUUUGUAUCAGUUCUCUAGUUCUACAAAUAUAUUAAUAUUAUAUUGAGGUACAGUUAUAUACAAAUAUCUCACACAGAAUGUAACAUUUAACUGGAUUAAAAAAUAAAUAUAAUUCUAGAUGUAUAUUUUAAACAUUUAUGUACAAUCUGAAUUUUUUUAUGUUAUAUAUUUUGUAUAUCACAAUUCAAAGAAAACAUAUACUUCACUGGUCUAUAUUCUUUCAAAAUUUCAGUUAUCUACUGAAAUAUACUAUUAAAUAUUCUUCUUUUUCCAGAAAGGUUGACUGCCUAUAAGAACCAUGUUUCACAUCCAAGGACAACGUAUUUGGAAACUCCUGCUAUGUAUUUUGUUAUUAUUGGUCGUAGGCGGUGUGACGCAGCGCAGCGUCAGCAGCAAAAGUGAUUGUUCUAAAAAUGAAUACUGGAGCGAUGGGCUCUGCUGUGACAAAUGUGCCCCAGGGUAUAAGUUGAUAAGAAAAUGCUCUAGUGACUUGGCAUCUCAAUGUGAGAAAUGUUCGGAUGGGACAUUCCUAGACAAGAUGAACUAUUUCCCAAACUGCUUCAGAUGCGAGAAAUGCACCAAGCAGCAUGCGGUGGUGAUUUCACCAUGUACACCCCAAAAAAACACCGUUUGUGGAUGUCAGUCUGGAUACCGCAAAAAGUUCUUUGAUAGCAUUUCAUGGGAGUGUGUGCCCUUAAAAAGAAAACAGAAUGGCAGGAGAUUUUUUCCACAGAAAUUGUGUGACGGUUAGCCUGGAGCAUGACCCACAGCUCUAGCAUGAACAAUAACCUCUGACAAAAAAGUCAGAAUAUAUGGAAUCUUUCCCUUGAUUUUCAGCUGAAUUAAGUUGUAGUCUUAUAAAGCACAGUGUAUUAUAUUUUAUACAUGAGUUUCUAAAUGAUCAACAUGGUCAAAAGUUGUGUAAACCUGUUGUACAUUAUGUGUACUGUGUUCCUCUUGACUGGUAGUUCAUGCUUUUUAUUAAGAUGCCUUUUAGAGUAUUAUAAAAAUGUCCACCUUCAGGUCAUUGAACAUGUAACUUUCAUAAUGUUCAUCUAACUUUCAUAAGAAAAAACAAUUUUUUGGUUUAUCUAAUUAUUCCUCAUUUUUUAGGAGAAAAAAAAAUCUGUUGGACCUGUUGGUUUAAUAUCACAUGACUUUACCUCUGACCACCAGCAUCUAAUGUAGAGUUGCUCCUAAAUGACUUUUUCUAUGAAACUGAAAGAAGGAAUGGAAUGGAAGUACUUACAGCUUCUUAUACAGUAUUAGACGACAGUAUUAUUGUUAUUCACUCUGUAAUCACACACUAUACAGUAUAUAAGAGGUGUACUUGAAAAGAUACAUGUAUCAAAUAUGAUACAAAAGACCGUCUGUUUGUACAUAUCUCACUCAUUGUAUUGCAUUGCAUUAUAUAUAUAUAUAUAUAUUUUUAAUAAAAA